AACCAAUCAGCUGCUAGGGGUCGGUCUAUGUAACUGGCCGCAGUAGGUUAUCAGUCUGGAUCUUCGCAGUCCGAGGUCAGGAAGCCAGAUGAACCCACAGACAAGCGGGCAUCCGAACCCAACAGUCGCUGAGAGGACACGGAAGUUGGGUAUGCAGAAGCAAUGCUGACUGACCUGCACGCAGCCAUGGUACCGAAGCGCGAGCCGGUGAAGAUAGAGGACCGCGAGCGCACGCAGGCAGCGUGCGAGUGCCAGAGUCAAUGCAACAACUGCAAGAUCUUCCUGAGUUUAUUCAUCAUCUCGCUCUCCCUGCAUCUCAUCACGCUCUUCUGCUACCUGGACCUGCGCUCGGAGCUCAAACGCGAAAUAUCCCAGAAAAACAAAGAUGAUGUGCCAUCCACCGUCCCGCACCAUGAAGCUACAGAGCCUGUGCUCUGGUUACCGGACACCGACCACCCAACAAUAAGCGAUCAGGGCAGAUGGAAGGAUCAUAUGCAAGAGCUGGAAACGGUCAUUCAUCGCACCAAACGUUCAGAAUCGAAUGGAAAAAAGAAAGAGCGAAAAAAGGGCAAGAAAGGACCCCCUGGCGCUCCAGGACCUCCAGGUCCACCUGGUCCACAAGGCCCUCCUGGAAUACCAGGGAUACCUGGGAUCCCAGGGAGUAAUGCAAUGGGACCAUCAGGCCGACCGGGCCCUCCUGGACCAGCAGGGCCACCCGGACCACAAGGUCCACCUGGACCACAGGGACCUUCAGGUGGUGCAGAGAGAAGCAGAUACAGAGAGUCGCAGCCUGCUGUGGUGCAUCUUCAGGGUCAAGAGACCACAAUCCAGGUGAAAGAAGAUUUGUCAGAAGGUGUGCUGAGGAAUUGGAAAAUGAUCUCAAUUCAUCAGAGAGUGUUUAAAAUGCACUCGCGCUCUGGAGAGUUGGAGGUCCUUCUUGAUGGAACAUACUUUAUAUAUAGUCAGGUAGAAGUAUAUUACCUGAACUUUACAGACAUAGCAAGUUAUGAGGUAAUGGUAGAUAAGACUCCAUUUUUGCGCUGCACGCGGAGUAUCGAGACCGGCCAGCGCAAAUUUAACACCUGCUACACUGCGGGUGUCUGUUUAUUGCGAGCCCGGCAGAGGAUCUCCAUCCGCAUGGUUUAUGAAGACACCUCCAUCUCCAUGAGCAACCACACAACCUUUCUCGGCAGCAUCCGACUAGGGGACGCCCCAGCUACAGGACACACUUGAGCCCCAAUCAUCUCACAGAUGGACACAGAUAUCGUUAGAUGUGCACGAGCCAACGUGCUCACAGACCACACCCAUUUGAGCCAGUAUGUCUCAUUAGCCCAUUCCCAGUCUAACUAAUGGGCUCUUCUGCAUUUUCACCAACCAAGUAAUCUUUAGAGGAAAUCCGGCACUCCCUACGUAGGAUUGGCUUCAUCAACACUGACCAGCAUUCACCACAAGGUCAAACUCUCUCAUUGCACUGAAGCUUAUUGCCAAUCCUCAAGCAUUAAAGACCCAACAUUCACCCCAGGCAUGAAAUCAAUACGCGUGUUUACAAAUUGAAUCAACAGACAUGGUGAAUAAACAGGAUGAAGUGUGAUUCAGGAGUUCAAGGAAAGCCACAGAUCAUGCGUUUGGAUUUUUUCUGCCUUUAUCCUUCAUGGAGUAGAUGUCAAAUGCCGGAGACAAAAACUGCACCUGCUAUAAAUGUGUUUGGAGCUACUGAGAGCUGACAGAUCAAAAUGAACAGUUUUCUGCUUUUAAAACACCGGCAGCAACCUGCUCCAAACAGACAUUCACAAAAAUAGCAUCAUAAACACAAAUAGCCUAUGAGCAUGGGUACUGUUCUGUUAAAAUUAGCACUGAUUAUGGCAAUGCAUAUGAAACAUAAUAUCUUUUAUUUUUCAUUUAUCUCUUGAUUUUCCAUGCACACACACACACACACACAGUUUGUUUUCAACUUGAAGUACUGAAAUUCUGAACAUGCUAGCAAUAUGUAUUAUUCUGUCAUCUGGUUCUAUAAUGUGGUUUUUUGUUCAUAAUUUGUUGGAAGAACCGAGUGUGUGUGUGUGUGUGUAUGAUGGCAGUAGUUCAGGAACUGGCAUACUUCUUAAUCAUUGAAUGCCCCCUAAAUCUAGAUUCAUCUCUCUGAAUACAAAAUACCACAUGUGUCCUGCAGGGGUCAGUAGUGUUCGGGACACCAUACUAUCACACCUUACUAUUGUUGCAGUAUGUAUAUUGUGCAAAGUAUGACGUUUUUGUAUGCAUAGAGUAUCUGGGUAAUCUAAUAUAUUUGGUCAAAUAAGCAUUAUACUAUGUGGAAUAGUAUUCACAAUGCAAAGUCCCACACAUCUCCAGUGAGACAGAUGAACUGGAUUUCACAUAGUUUUUUUUAAAUAGUGGAAAGUAUACAUUAUAUACUGCAAAGUAUACAGUAAGCUAGUAUUCCAUUCUGAACAUAGUCUUUGUCUUUCCCUUUUGCGCACACACAUACAAGCAUAGGUUAACUCAAUUACCAGCCUCGUAGUUCAAGAUUUAAUGGGUUCAGAAUGGGAAAGAAUUAUGUGAGUGUAGUUUAGUUAAUAAUUAUCAGGUCACACACACACAAAAUGCUGGAUUAUUUUCAACCAAGCAUUUAGUCAAAAGGGAACAAACUCAACCUGCUGGGUUGUUUUAACUCAUUGUUAGACAUUUUCAGGGUUAAUUAACCCAACAGCUAUGUUUGUUUUAUAACCCAGCAUUUUUAGAGUACAGAGUGAGAAAUAAGCAGCUUAAAAAAGAACCAUGGGAAUUAUCUGGAGUGCUGGUAAUCUGCCCUUAGGUUCUCACUGUAUGCCCCCUGUGGAAAUGUAAGACAACAUGCGGGAUCAGAACAGGAGAUGGUCUGAAUAUGACUGCAUUCGAACAAAUUUGUUGUUUCAAUAUUUUCUACUCUUAAACAUCAGAUCCGACCAACUGUUUGUUUUAGUUUUUGUAUUUGGUGUGUCUUUUAGAUAUGUGUGCCUUUAAAUGAUUUGUAUACUGUUAGUAGUCAUGUUUUACUGAAGAUAAUGUAUAUUUGUAAACUAUACAGGGACUGUAUAUAUGUACAUAAGAUCUUUUUUGUACAUUUUUAUGUCACAUUAAAUUGUUUUUGAAAGCUUG
Molecule: messenger RNA, 3135 nt
Organism: Misgurnus anguillicaudatus (oriental weatherfish)
Lineage: Eukaryota; Metazoa; Chordata; Actinopteri; Cypriniformes; Cobitidae
Gene: eda
Product: ectodysplasin A
Biological process (GO): immune response; animal organ development
Cellular component (GO): membrane
Molecular function (GO): death receptor agonist activity; tumor necrosis factor receptor binding; death receptor binding
Source: RefSeq, a predicted model, not a curated record